GGGUUACCUUAUUAUCGUCACAAGACGAAACAUUAAGAGAAAGGCAAAAUCACUGUCAAAAGCCUUACCGACCAAAUUUCCGAUUUUCUCUCCUCUGAAGAAAUCCGGUAAAUACCAUGAUUCUAGCUUCACUCUACUUCUUCUUCUAGGGUUCGUUCGUCUUCUGGAGCUGCUGCGCAAUGCCGCUGGCUUACACAUUUCCAGUUCUCCCUUCUUCUUGUCUGCUUUGCGGAAUCUCUAAUCGCGGCACCAGCUUCGUCGUUGAUCGCACGGAGCUUCAGAUCUCAGGUCUCUUCGUCGUUCGUUCUGAAUCCGGUGAAUUCUUCGGUUCUGGUUUAUCUUUGCGGCGGUUUCAGCGGGAAGGACGGAGGACGUUGAAUGCUGCUGGUGGUGGUAUCCAUGUUGUGGACAAUGCGCCGUCUCGUACUUCUUCCCUCGCUGCAUCUACCUCGGCAAUCGAAAUCCCGGUUACGUGUUACCAGCUUAUCGGAGUUUCUGAUCAAGCUGAGAAAGACGAGGUAGUGAAGUCGGUUAUAAAUUUGAAAAAAGCUGAUGCUGAAGAAGGCUAUACAAUGGAAGCUGCUGUAGCUCGCCAGGAUCUUCUCAUGGAUGUUAGGGAUAAACUUCUUUUUGAACCAGAAUAUGCUGGUAACCUGAAAGAAAAGAUUGCUCCUAAAUCUCCUCUCAGAAUUCCGUGGGCUUGGUUGCCUGGUGCUCUUUGCCUUCUUCAAGAGGUUGGACAAGAAAAACUCGUGCUGGAUAUUGGCCGGGCUGCUCUCAGGAACCUUGAUUCGAAGCCAUAUAUUCAUGAUAUAUUUUUAUCUAUGGCACUUGCUGAGUGUGCAAUUGCAAAGGCUGCUUUUGAGGCUAACAAGGUCUCUCAAGGAUUUGAAGCUCUUGCUCGUGCUCAAUGUUUUCUGAAGAGUAAAGUUACUCUUGGGAAACUUGCAUUGUUAACUCAGAUUGAGGAGUCACUAGAGGAGCUAGCACCACCUUGCACAUUGGAUCUACUGGGCCUGCCUCGCACGCCAGAAAAUGCAGAGAGGAGGCGAGGUGCAAUUGCAGCGUUACGCGAACUGCUCAGACAGGGCCUUAGUGUUGAAGCUUCAUGUCAAAUUCAAGACUGGCCAUGCUUUUUGAGCCAGGCGAUUAGUAGGUUAUUGGCCACAGAGAUUGUCGAUCUUCUUCCAUGGGAUGACUUAGCCAUUACACGGAAAAAUAAAAAAUCACUCGAAUCCCACAAUCAAAGAGUGGUAAUAGAUUUUAAUUGUUUCUACAUGGUGUUACUUGCUCACAUCGCUGUUGGAUUUUCAGGCAAGCAAAAUGAAACGAUUAAUAAAGCAAAAAAAAUAUGCGAAUGUCUCAUAGCAUCAGAAGGUGUUGAUCUGAAAUUUGAGGAAGCCUUUUGCUCAUUUCUUCUAAAACAGGGUUCCGAGGCAGAGGCCCUGGAAAAACUUAAGCAGCUGGAAUCAAAUUCAGACUCUGCCGUUCGUAAUUCGAUCCUGGGGAAAGAGUCGAGAAGUACUUCUGCUGCUCCAUCACUGGAAGCGUGGCUAACAGAGUCCGUGCUUGCUAACUUUCCAGACACAAGGGGUUGUUCUCCAUCAUUGGCCAAUUUUUUUCGGGGUGAAAAGAAAUAUCCAGAAAACAAGAAAAUGGGGUCACCUUCGAUCAUGAAUCACAAGACGAACCAAAGACCGCUUUCCACAACGCAGUUCGUGAACUCGUCACAACAUCUUUAUACAGCUGUCGAGCAGUUGACACCAACAGAUUUGCAGAGCCCAGUGGUAUCAGCCAAGAAUAAUGAUGAAAGCGGUGCCAGUAUGCCAUCUGUUCAGCUGAAGAGGAACCUUGGUGUACACAAAAAUAGAAUAUGGGAUGAGUGGCUCUCUCAAAGCAGUUUGAUCGGAAGGGUAUCUGUUGUUGCUUUACUGGGUUGCACCGUGUUCUUCUCUCUAAAGUUAAUAGGCAUUAGAUCUGGUAGACUACAGAGUCUGCCUAUAUUGGUUUCUGCUAGGCCGCAUUCGGAAUCAGAUUCUUUUCUGUGGAAAACAGAGUCUGGGAAUUUCAGAAAAAACAUUGCUUCUGUGAAUAGAAAUGGUAUCAUGGGCAACAUCAAAGUGCUCAUGGACAUGUUAAAGAUGCAUCAUGGCGAACAUCCGGAUGCCUUGUAUCUGAAAAGCUCUGGUCAAUCAGCUACAUCAUUGUCUCAUUCUGCGUCAGAACUGCAUAAAAGACCAAUGGAUACAGAAGACGCAGAAGAGCUUGUGAGACAGUGGGAAAAUGUUAAGGCUGAAGCUCUUGGACCAACACAUCAAGUUUAUAGCCUUUCCGAAGUCCUUGAUGAAUCCAUGCUUGUCCAGUGGCAAACGUUGGCACAAACAGCAAAAGCUAAAUCCUGUUAUUGGAGAUUCGUUUUGCUUCAUCUAGAGAUUCUGCAAGCACACAUUUUCCAAGAUGGUAUCGCUGGUGAGACUGCAGAAAUCGAAGCCCUUCUAGAGGAAGCAGCAGAAUUAGUUGAUGAAUCUCAGCCCAAAAACGCAAAAUAUUACAGCACUUACAAGAUCCGCUAUACGCUGAAGAAGCAAGAAGAUGGAUUGUGGAAAUUCUGCCAAAGCGAUAUUCAAAUACAGAACCUUUGUUCUGGUUUAUCUAACGGUGUAGGAAAGUCUCAGAACCCUAAGAAAAUGGUGGAAUCGGAGCUAAGCUAUGAGCAGAUUCGUUUGAAUAGGGUGGAAGAGAACAAGAAGAGAAUGGGGGAGCUUAAUCUCAACAAGCUUGCUCAAUCUCUUCGUGUCUCUUCUUCUUCCAAGUCCUCUCCAGCAAAGCCAAGGACCAUGCGUAUUCCGGUGGAUUUCUCGGAGGUCAGGAGAUCAAGCCGUGCCAAGGGUCCACCUCCAAGUUACAAAGAGUUUGGGCUAGAACCACUGGAGAGGAGGCCAAGAAGGAGCUCUCAAAGAAGAGAUCUGCUGAAUCGGGUAUAUGCUUCAGACGACGCAAGAAUGUACGCAUUUGACAGGGCAGAGAAGCUCCAGUCAAGCUUAGAUCCAGAAUUCCCAAGCUUUACCAAACCAAUGCUCCAAUCACACGUGACCGGAGGAUUUUGGUUGGGCUUGCCACUUCCUUUUUGCAAGGCACAUAUGCCAAAACGUGAUGAAAUGAUGACUUUGGUUGACGAGGAAGACGAGGAAUCUGUGGUGAAAUACCUUGCUGAGAAGAACGGUCUUAGCGGAGGCUGGAGAGGUUUCGCCAUCGAUCAUCAGUUAGUCGAUGGAGAUGCUCUCGUGUUUCAACUUAUCACCCGAACAAUGUUCAAGGUGUAUAUCAUUAGAGUAAAUGAAGAUGCAAACAAUGAUUCAGAUGGGAAUGAAGAAGAUGAAGAUAAUGAUAAUGACUUAAACAAGAAACAGAAGGAGAAUGUUUCAGAAGCUAGACAGAAGAAAGUAGAGUGUUUCAAGGUUGAAAUGGGACUUGUACGGAAGGAGUGGGAAAAGAACUAAACUAACAUAAACAGAGCUUUUUGCGAGUUUCUUUGGCUGAGCAGUGAAGUUAUGUAAUGGGGAUUUGUUUUUGUGUCUUGUAAUGGAGACAAACAUGGUACGUUACGGCUAAUAUUUUGAUUUUGGUAACUACGUUGAUUUAAUUUGAUAGUUUAUGAUUUGGAUAAGGGAACGAGAAACAAACUUUGAGAAAAUAG
This is a messenger RNA of Arabidopsis arenosa, 3697 nucleotides long. The record is from the annotation of a GenBank genome assembly. Lineage: Eukaryota; Viridiplantae; Streptophyta; Magnoliopsida; Brassicales; Brassicaceae.